Molecule: messenger RNA, 5739 nt
Organism: Trichoderma gamsii
Lineage: Eukaryota; Fungi; Ascomycota; Sordariomycetes; Hypocreales; Hypocreaceae
Product: translation factor GUF1, mitochondrial
Exons: 7
Coding region: 1-5739 (1912 amino acids)
Biological process (GO): positive regulation of translation
Cellular component (GO): mitochondrion
Molecular function (GO): GTPase activity; GTP binding; mitochondrial ribosome binding
Source: RefSeq, a predicted model, not a curated record
AUGCAGCAGUCGCAUCCCUUUGACGAUAACAUCCUCUCCCGCCGAGCAACUCGCGCUGCUCCCAUAGAACCCUCGUCGCCGCCGCCGCCACCGCCGCAGGCGUCGUCACGAGAGGCUCCCGGCAUCGAGGCCGUGCUGUCGAGCCCCAAGACGCCCGUUCUGCGCUCCGUCUUCUCGUCUGCCCGCCUGCCGCGAAGCUCGUCGCUGAUCCCGCCGCUGCACGGCUCGCCGCCCAGCGCCAGCACUGCUGCUGCUAUUAAUACUGGCUCGCCGCCUCACCACGCAAACGCCAACCAGCAGACGCAUCGCGGUCCCGUGCACCCCCCCGUCAGCCUCAAGCGGCCGUCAACACCGUCGUCACAGCUCAACAGGGGCGCCAGCUCCGGAACGUCGCCGCAGGAAGCCUCUCGGACCCGCAACCGCUGGUCGACGUCGUCCAUCUCGUCUGCGUCCAGUCGCACGUCUCCUUAUGCCUCUCGCCAGGCCUCGAUAUCGAACUCUCGUAUCCGUCGCGCCAGCCUUGAAGCAGCUCUCCCCCCCCCAUCGGUUCCUCCUCCUCCUCUCCCACCCGCCCAGGCACCUCCUCGCAAACCGUCUUACACGGGCCAAAGCCGUUUCAACUCUUCAGACAGCGGCGCGACUCCCACUUCGGCACAUCCAAUGAGGUCGGAGUCGAGCAUGUCCAUGAGGCAUUACGAGAACGGCCAGCUACGCUCUGUAUCGCCCAAUCCCUACGCAAACCCUACCACCACUACAUCGACCACCGCCAGGAUGCCGCAUGAACAUAGCCACGACCCAUACGCCCCUAGGGGCCACUCAAGGGACCAUUCUGGGAAAAGCAGCAGAGACUUGGGCAAGCCCCGCGCUCAGAAGAACCCUUCUCAAAAAGCAAUGCUCUCUCGUGCGCUGCAAAAGGCCAACACUGCAGUACAGCUUGACAAUGCUCAGAAUUUCGAGGGCGCUCGAGAAUCGUAUGCCGAGGCCUGUGAUUUGUUACAACAGGUGCUGGACCGAACUUCUGGAGAUGAGGAUAAGCGGAAGCUUGAAACAAUUCGCCAAACUUACACCAGCCGUAUCGACGAGCUGGAUCAAAUGGGCCCUUGGCAAGACGAAAAUGUCAAGGCUCUACCCGCCCGCCCAGAAAGCGAGGAUUACAGCGCGUCUUUAUACAUGCAUCAGGACUAUGAGAUGAUGGAAGAGGCUCCCAGAGUUGAAACGGCAAGAGUUAUCAGUAUUAUUGGAGAUGGUAGUUCCCCGGUUGCGAAUCAGUGGCAGCAAGAUUAUACAACAACAGACAGGCCCACUCGCACUUUGGAACCAGGGAUGUUGCAGUCCUCAUUCUCUCGAUCUCCUCGGCGACUUCGCUCUACAGAUAAUCUCCGGGCACAGAGUCAACAAGAGGCUUUGUAUGCGCCGCCGCCCCUAUCACCUCGUUCACCGUCGCCAAUGAAGAUGCGUCCGGAGGAGUACACCGAGAUGGCACACGAGCAUCACGAACCUCAUCACCAAAACUACCACCAGCGACAGCCUAGCGACUCCGUCCUGCCUUAUGACAUGCAAGAUUUCACAGAAGGAACCCAGAAUUCAUGGUUGGAUCCAAUUGAUGAAUCAGGUGCCUCAACUGUUUCAUCUGUACAUUCGCGUACAUCAUCGCUAGGCUACCGCCGACGCCAUAUUAGGGCUGCCAGCGGUAACACGGAGGCUGAAUUCGACACAGCGCUGGACGCUGCUAUCGAAGCUGCAUAUGACGACGGUUUCGAGCCUAUGGAACCUGAAGAUUAUGAUACCAUAGACCCUAGUGAAGACGCCGUCGCAAGCGUAAUGCAAAGGGUAGAGAAGGCACGGGAACAAGUUAGACAGACUGAACAGGAAGCAUAUGAUGACCUAGCGAUGCUACGACAAGCGCAUCAGCAGAAUCAACAGCACCUCCAAGAAGAAGAGGAUAAAUAUACACCAGACGGAUUCUACGAGGAUGACUCUUCAGAAGAUGAAGAGAGGUUACUGGACGAGAUAACCCGCGACUUUGCAAUUGAAGAUUUUACCAUGGCGCAGCCGCAGUCGAACACCGCAACGGUGUCGGCCAGCCAGCAGGAAGCAUGGAAUGAAGAUGAGACAAGGCCAGACUUUAUAUCAGGCGUUCGAUCGUUUUCUGCUCUUUCUCAGAGACCGCCAAUCCCCCAAACCUCAAACUUGAUGCAACCGGCAGCGCCACCUCCAACUACAACAUUACCGGAAGUACCAAAAGGCUCUAAUUCUCCAUCCCAUGGCGUGCGAAACCGCCGAAUGUCUGGGCAGAAUCCAAAGCAGCUCAAGAUUGAAACCAAGAAUCUCGGGCAGUCAAAUACCAGAACAGUGUAUGACGACGACGAAAUAUCCCCAAGCACGGUGGACAGGGACUUGGUAGAAGCGUUGGUUCGAGGAGCCAGCGCCCAACCCGUAAAGCAACAUAACGCGGCAGAAAACGAGUCAAAGAUUCCUGGGUCACCAGGUGCUAAAAAGAGGCUGAUAGAUGGAGAAGAUGUGACCGCAGCUAAUGCGUCGCCUUCCGUCCACAGACUAAAGAAGAAUUUCUCAUCUUCCAGCUUGCGAAGCAUGAAGAAUCGAAACAUGUCAGUGUCACAUCUCGACGAUAACUCGGACGUAUCACCUGGCACCCCCAUGGGCAACGGUAAUCCCUUCAAGGCGCCUGCUGUGCCUGCGCUGCCGACGCCACUAAUUACUUCAUUCAGGGACAAUACGGAGGCUGGCGGUGGUGCUGGGCUCCAUCUGUUUGAUGACAAUUUCCAUGUGGCAGCCACUCCCGGUCCCCAGAGUCCGGUGGUAUCAAUGGAAGUUCCUGCGCCUCUGGAGCCUUGUCCUAAUGAUUUCAUGCUACGACCGUUUUGGCUGAUGCGAUGUCUCUACCAAACAUUGGUGCACCCCAAGGGUGGCUAUGUCAGCACGAAACUGUUCGUGCCGCGGGAUGUCUGGCGGGUGAAAGGGGUCAAGAUUAAGAACGUUGAAGACAAAGUUGCAAAUUGCGAUUUCCUCACUGCGGCGCUGCUGAAGCUGGCCAAGGUUGACACGUUUGAUGCGGACGCCGUAUUGGAAGAGAUGCAGUCCUUGGAGGGUGUUCUUGAACAGGUCCAAUCGUCUCUUGCCCGGAAGCUUGGGAGCGAAGUUGGAGUUUCAGGCGGCCAUAUCUUCAAAGAUGCCUCCGUGGACGGAGAGGGAGGCUCAAAUGUACCACGUUCGGGCAGUGUGUCUGGGAAAGCAUCCGCAUUUUCAUGGCGAAGACUUCGACCGAAGACAUCGGGCGUUGCGUUGGGCGGAUCAUAUAGCAACCGUAGUGCCAGUAUGGAGACCAAAGAGGUGACGACGCUGGCGACUCUUCCCAUGACGCCGAAGCCGACCAGCCGUCCGCCCAAGCGAGAUGUCAGCCAGGCUCAGUUUAUCGGCCCCAACGCGAUGUAUAUGGGCUCACUAGCCCGUUUAUUUGAUGCUGCGCAGGCAAUUGAUCAAAUCGCAAGACAAGUUGAAGACCCCGGCCUGCGACAUGCAGACAAAACCCAAGUCGGCUUGGAGCUUUGCACACGCCACGCAGCCGAAUUCUUUGGCUUCUACAUCUGUCGGUUUGUCCUCGCCGAUCUUGGCCUACUUUUAGACAAGUUUCUCAAGAGAGGAAGCGAAUGGUUUUCCGCCAAAAGCCACAACGACAUCGCACAGUCGUUGCUCAAUGCAAGCUUUGUCGAUGCCCAGAUGAGCCUGGCUGGGAGAGCUGGACGAGCCUGGACUCGACAAUGGCCGACGCCGCCGCGGAGUCGGGCGCUCGGCUGGACUAGCAGCUACAACAGCUACAAUAUCGCUAUCAAGCUGUCAAGUCGACAUCGCGGGUAUGCCUCGCAGGCCAAACCGACGCCUGCACAGCUCGAAGCGCGGAUUGCGGCGAUUCCGAUUGAGCGAUAUCGAAACUUUUGCAUCGUGGCGCAUAUUGACCAUGGCAAGAGCACGCUGAGCGAUCGGCUGCUGGAGCUGACGGGAACGAUCUCGGCGAGCGAUGCGAACAAGCAGAUUCUCGACAAACUCGACGUCGAGCGCGAGCGCGGCAUCACGGUCAAGGCCCAGACAUGCACCAUGAUCUACAAGCACGACGGCCUCGACUACCUGCUGCAUCUCGUCGACACCCCCGGCCACGUUGACUUCCGCGCCGAAGUCACCCGCUCCUACGCCAGCUGCGGCGGCGCCCUGCUGCUCAUUGACGCCAGCCAGGGCAUCCAGGCGCAGACCGUGUCCAACUUCCACCUCGCGUUUGCGCAGGACCUGGCGCUGGUGCCCGUCAUAAACAAGAUUGAUAUGCCGUCGGCGGAUGUGCCCCGCGUGUUGGACCAGAUGGAGACGAGCUUUGAGUUGGAUCCCAAGAAGGCGAUUAUGGUGAGCGCGAAGACGGGUAAGGGCGUUGCGAAUCUUUUGCCGGCGGUGGUGGAGGGGAUUCCGCACCCUAUUGGCGAUGAGAAUAAGCCGCUGAAAAUGCUUUUGGUUGAUUCUUGGUAUGAUACGUUCAAGGGCGUGGUUCUUCUGGUGAGACUGUUUGAUGGAACGAUCAAGUCUGGCGACAACGUGAUAUCCUUGGGUACGGGCAUGAAGUAUACCGUCGGCCAGGUUGGCAUUCAAUACCCCAACGCAACACCACAGUCGGUUCUGCGUGCGGGCCAAGUCGGCUACGUAUACUUUAACCCGGGCAUGAAGAGGAUUCAAGACGCCAAGCUGGGAGACACUUUCACCACAGUCGGUGAAGAAGAAACCCUCGAGCCGUGCCCGGGCUUCGAAGAACCGAAGCCCAUGGUAUUCGUUGCCGCUUUUCCCACCGACCAGAGCGACUACCACCGUCUUGCUGAUAGUAUCAACCAACUUGUUCUCAACGACCGCAGCGUGACGCUGCAAAAGGACUUUUCAGAAGCGCUUGGUUCUGGAUGGCGUCUUGGAUUCUUGGGCAGUCUUCACUGCUCCGUCUUUCAGGACCGCCUGAGGCAGGAGCACGGCCGUAACAUUAUCAUCACGGAGCCUACUGUGCCGACGAAGAUUGUGUACGCGGACGAGUCGGAAGAGGUUGUGCAGAACCCGGCUUUGUUUCCUGAUAUGAGCGAUCAUAAUAUUAGAUCUGCAACCUUGUUCGAACCCUUUGUCAAGGCGACAAUUACGGUUCCUGAGGAGUACCUCGGCCGAGUCAUUGAGCUCUGCGAAGGCAACCGUGGUGAGCAGCAGAGCUUGGAGUUUUUCCACACGGACCAGGUUAUCCUGACGUACGAUAUUCCUGCCUCGCAGCUUGUUGAUGACUUGUUUGGAAAACUCAAAGGCGUGUCAAAGGGCUAUGCAACUCUUGAUUACGAAGAUGCUGGGUGGCGGCAGAGCAAGCUUGUGAAGCUGCAGCUGCUUGUCAAUAGACAGCCUGUGGAUGCUAUUUGCCGAGUUGUGCAUUCGACGCAGGUAGAGCGUCUGGGCCGGCAGUGGGUCACCAAAUUCAAGGAACACGUCGAUCGGCAAAUGUUUGAGGUCGUCAUUCAAGCUAUCGUGGGCAACAAGGUGAUUGCCCGAGAAACCAUCAAGCCAUUCCGAAAAGAUGUGCUGGCGAAACUGCAUGCCAGUGAUAUCACCAGACGGAGAAAACUACUGGAGAAGCAAAAGGAGGGAAGGAAGAGGCUUAGAGCGGUGGGCAAUGUGAUUAUCGACCAGUCGGCAUUUCAGAGUUUCUUGUCAAAAUAA